CAUUCGAUCAGUCCGAUCGGUGCCAUCAAAGCUCUAGUCUCGCCAAGCGCGUCCUCGCGCUGCUCCGAUUUCGGCGUCCGCAUUUUUGUUUACAAAAUACCCGCAAAGUUUCGACCGUGUCCGACAACUUAAUCUCCAGCUAUCACUAAUUUUUCAGGCUUAUUAGUUGUUCAGUGUCGUCGCAAACCCAUCGGUUCCGUGUUUAUUCCGGUCGCUGCGAAGAGAUUCGACCGAUUUUCAGGAUUCAGUUUGUAACGUCACGCGUUAACGAGUGCUUGUAACGCUGUGUUGGAGGGAGUUCAGAAUUUUGAUUUCAGAAAUGUCAGAUGUAGAAAGUGUUCAAAAUUGAAAAGUCUUUCGAUAAUGGCUUGAAUUGGCGACUUUCAGACCAACGAGUGCUUUGAUUAACAUGCGGUGCAGUGCUGGAAAAAGUAAAAUAAUUUGAGUGUUCAGGAUUUUCUACGCUUGAGCAAAUUUUAUCUGGGCACCGCGAUUUUAGGUGAAAAAGACAUCGUAGCAGUUAAUUUCACCGUUCGAUGGAUACCUGAAGUUUAAUCUCGGAAUUGAGCUUAAAGCAAUUUGGAUUGCCCUCAUGAUGACUUCGAAUACUUCAAGAGCUACUGAUAAGUCGGAAAAGAAGCCGAAGUGUCCAUCAGAGCAUUUUGGCGAGGAGGAAGACAAGCGGGAAUGUAUUUCACCCAAUAUUUGGAAUUUAUUUGUGAUAUGUGCUGCGGCACUUGCCCUACAACCUAGUCUAGUCAGCGGUGCUUCACUGGAAGAAACCGCGAAAAUGGAUUCGGCUGAAGUUCUAAAAUAUUACGGCUAUCCCGCAGAAACUCAUCGUGUACAGACCAUAGAUGGCUAUAUUUUGACUUUGCAUAGGAUACCCAACAAGAAGAGCAAGAGGCCGCCAGUCUUGAUUAUGCACGGUAUUUUAGAUAGUUCCUUCACUUGGCUUUUGACUGGACCCCAGACUGCUCUGGGAUUCAAGCUCUUUGAUAGUGGCUACGAUGUUUGGCUUGGUAAUUUCAGGGGAAAUGUUUAUUCCCAAUCACACAAUUGGUUGAGCACAGAUCAAGAUGAAUAUUGGGAUUUCAGCUGGGAUGAGAUGGGAAAACGAGAUUUACCGGCCAUGGUGGACUAUGUGUUACACCGAACAGGGCGACCGAAACUAUUUCACAUUGGUCAUUCGAUGGGUACCACCACUUUUUUCGUUCUUACUUCAUCAAUGCCCAGUUACAACAAAAAAUUUGUCGCCCACUUCUCGCUGUCACCUGUUGGAUACUGGGGUAACUCGGCCAGUUUCUUUUGGAAAAUUCUGGCGCCUGUUGAGAUGGCUUUAUCCGAGUUUAUGCACAAGACGAACCACGGAGGUUUUUUGGUGGAUCAGGACGCGGAGUCCAUCCGUGAUUUCUGCACAAUGAAUCCUAGCACGGAAAGACUCUGUAAAUUAUUUCUUCAUUGUUCCUUUGGAUUUAGCAACGUUUUGAGAAACGAGACUAUUUAUAAUGUUGUAGCAGCACAUAUUCCUGCCGGCACUUCUGUGAAAGCUUUCAACCACUAUACUCAGCUUAUGAAAUCAGGGAGAUUUUGCAAUUAUGAUUCGCAUGACAUGAAAAGGAAUUAUCUGCGAUACGGAACGGCACGACCACCUGAGUACAACGUUUCAGCGAUCACAGUUCCAGUGCAAUUUUAUUAUGCUGCCAAUGAUGCUGUCUCAGUUCCUUUGGAUGUGAUAAAGUUAUAUACACAGUUGCGGAAUCCUAUAGGACUUCACCUCGUUCAAGACACAUUAUUUAAUCACAUCGACUUUACAAUCGAUCCCAAAGCUUAUAAAUUAAUUUAUAGAAAAAUGAUUAAGAUGAUGAAUUCUUUGAGCUUAUAAAAGAAAAAAAUAAACCAAA
Messenger RNA from Bemisia tabaci, 1904 nucleotides. Lineage: Eukaryota; Metazoa; Arthropoda; Insecta; Hemiptera; Aleyrodidae. The record is from RefSeq and is a predicted model, not a curated record.